Penicillium daleae is the source of this 453-nucleotide messenger RNA. RefSeq lists its product as uncharacterized. The coding region runs from base 1 to 453 and encodes 150 amino acids. The record is from RefSeq and is a predicted model, not a curated record. Lineage: Eukaryota; Fungi; Ascomycota; Eurotiomycetes; Eurotiales; Aspergillaceae. The transcript has 2 exons.
AUGAUAGACACAUCCUCCGGUACCAUCAAAUGUUUUGCCCUAUACGACAAUGGUCUGAACGCCGUAUAUACUCAAUGGUUAGCUGCUGGGCCGGGACCAUCCAAGUCGCUGAACCGUAUCGUCCGGGCUGCCAUAACCAACACCGCGACACAGCAGUUCGUCAUCCAGGCACUUCGGAACAAGGGUGCUGUGACCGAGAUUCUGGCAUGGGAUGUGAAAACCCAGCGUACUCUGAAGCGAGCAGACGAUGAGGACCUCUUUACUGCUAUCCUGGGUAGUCCCAAUGGAGCGGGAUGUGCAUACCUGUUGGCGCAGCACAAGGCGCAGCUGGGUAUAAAGCAGUUGUCAUCAGUUACCAUCUGGAUGAGUGGGAGUACAUCGUUCACGCUUUCCUCGCCGAUUGGUACUAUGCGGCAGAACCUGGGCCUCCCCUUUACGGUGGAACUGUGGUAG